AUGAAGAGAAUUUUAGAAUCUAGACAGUAGACUCACAAAAUGGUUGAUCAUCAAUUAAAUGACAUAAUUCCAUCUUUUUUGUAUUGUCCUUUUCCUUCUCAUGAUCACCUUUUUCCUCCCUUUAUAUAGCCUUCCAAACUUACACAAUCUUCCUCAUUCCCAAAACAAAACUAAAUAACUUCACAAAAUGUCAACAACAAACACCCCACAAAAAACAUCCAUGAAACCAGCCUUUCAACAACAACAAAUAUGCUCUGCUUCAAUGCUCUUCCCAUUCCUUCAAAGGAACACCUCUAUAUCUCAGACUAAUGAGAGGAGAGGACGGCGAAAGCAGGCCGAACCCGGCCGGUUUCUAGGAGUAAGGAGACGGCCAUGGGGUCGAUACGCAGCCGAGAUUAGAGACCCAACUACUAAAGAACGACAUUGGUUAGGUACCUUUGAUACUGCUCAUGAAGCUGCUCUUGCUUAUGAUAGAGCUGCCCUUUCAAUGAAGGGUACUCAAGCUAGAACUAAUUUCAUUUACUCUGAAACCACCCCUUUUUUCCCUCUUCUUUCACCUUUUGACGGUCCUUCUCUUUUACCUUCUGCUAAUCAUUUCUUCUCUCUUUCUCCUCCUCUUCCUAAACCUUCCACUUUUACUACAACUAAUAAUAUUGCUCCCACCACUCCACCACCACCACCACCACUCCAUACUGCCUCGGCCAAGUGGAAAAUCGACACCUACACUAAUAAUACGCAUUAUACAUCCCCAAAACAUAAUGAUUUUAGCUUCAAUAGCACUGAUGAUAACUCUGGUUACUUGGGUUGCAUUGUACCAGAAAAUUGCUUAAGACCAGCUCCGUCCGAAAACGACCCUCCAAUAAUAAGUACCAUUGUUAAAAACACUGAUCAUAACUCUAUCACUAACAAUAAUGUAGAGUACCCAAUGUCGUCGUCGUCGUAUGAUCCUCAAGAUCAUUAUUCAUUCUCAUCUUUAAGCAAUACUAAUGAAGAAAGCAUAAGUGGUAACUUGUCAUUGGAGAUUAGCAGUAAUUUUAGUGAUUACUGCGACGACCUCGCCGCGAUAAUUAAUCAUCCAUUAAUGAUGGAAGAAGGUUGCAUGAUGGAAGGCUUAUAUCCUGUGAUUGAAGAAUUACCAGCAGCAAGUUCUUAUUUUACAAUGCCUUGUGCUGGUUUUAGUAGUGCACCUUAUUCUGAUGAUAUGCUUGACUUGGGAUAUUCACUGUUUUAGUAAUAGCUAGCUUUAACUUCCAAUAAGAUUAUUAAUUAAUGCAUGAUUAUAUAUUAUAAAGGUACUUCUUCUAUAUAUAGUUAGAUGUUUCAUUCUUUGAAAGAGCUUGCAACUGCUUUUUAAUAUGUAAUUACACUAUAUAUUUUGAUGUAGUACAUAAUAUCAUGUUUAUGAGUGGCUGCAGCAGGUGU
Molecule: messenger RNA, 1422 nt
Organism: Chenopodium quinoa (quinoa)
Lineage: Eukaryota; Viridiplantae; Streptophyta; Magnoliopsida; Caryophyllales; Amaranthaceae
Product: ethylene-responsive transcription factor ERF086-like
Exons: 1
Coding region: 188-1231 (347 amino acids)
Biological process (GO): regulation of DNA-templated transcription
Molecular function (GO): DNA-binding transcription factor activity; DNA binding
Source: RefSeq, a predicted model, not a curated record